Fusarium verticillioides 7600 is the source of this 2745-nucleotide messenger RNA. Its product is annotated as CMGC/SRPK protein kinase. Gene Ontology annotation, biological process: regulation of mRNA processing; spliceosomal complex assembly; protein phosphorylation. The transcript is spliced from 5 exons. Gene Ontology annotation, molecular function: protein kinase activity; ATP binding. The coding region runs from base 28 to 1404 and encodes 458 amino acids. The record is from RefSeq and is a predicted model, not a curated record. Lineage: Eukaryota; Fungi; Ascomycota; Sordariomycetes; Hypocreales; Nectriaceae.
AAGACAACCCUUCAGAGGUCACGUCGCAUGAUAUGGCGCUUGCUAGAAGAACUAUCAGGCUUUGUUAGAUCUCCUAUUCAAAGAAAGUCACGGGGAAUGAUCAGGUCGAGGCCCGUCAUGGCGUUGUACCACCAACCAUGGCCGCCGUGCGCCAUACCAGCUGCACGUCUUGAUCUUACAUGUCCUAUCGAGGAAGAGAAGACUCCAAACUACAGUCCGGAGAGGUUUUAUCCUAUUAGGUUGGGGCAGCUUCUGAAUGGUAGAUAUCAGGUGGCGACCAAGCUGGGAUAUGGGACCAAUUCGACCGUUUGGCUUGCUCGAGAUCUCAACCGAUGGAAGUGGUCCGCAGAGAAGUAUGUUGCGAUCAAAGUCAAGACAACCAAGAGCUCGAACAGAGGACGUUCUGCAGAAAAUGAAAUCAAGAUCCUCCAGCAUAUCAACCAAACGAAUCCUAAGCACCGCGGAUGGCACUUCAUUCGAAAACUCACAGACACUUUUAACCUCGACAGUCCAUAUGGCAGCCACCCAUGCCUCGUGUUGGAGCCUCUGCGUGAGCCGCUUUGGCUAUAUUGCUCCAGAUACAUUGGUGGCGUCAUCCCUCCAGACAUUCUAAAGAUUCUCCUCCAAAUGAUACUUCUUGGGCUCGACUACCUUCACACUGAGUGUCAUACAAUUCAUGCUGAUCUUAAACCCGACAACAUCAUGAUAAGAAUCGAAGACCCCAAGAUGUUUGAAAAAGAUGCAACCGACGAGUACAACAACCCAUUGCCAGAGAAGCAAUUAGACGACCGCACCAUUUACCUGUCUCGAAAUAACUACGGACCGCUUACUCAACCAACGGGUAUCAUACAGCUUGUUGAUUUUGAUCUUGCUGUCCGUUCAAUGCCUGGAAAGUUGUACUACGGCGCGAUUCAAGGAGAGAAAUACCGAGCACCAGAAGUCAUCCUCAACUCUGGGUACAGCUACUCCGCGGACAUCUGGAGCCUUGGGGUAAUGCUUUGGGAUUUACUUGAAAAGAAAAGCCUCUUUAGCCCUUUGACUCUUGGGGACGGGACGGCACACGAUGACUUGACCCAUUUGGCACAGAUCGGCGCACUACUCGGCCCUACCCCCCACGACCUCGUAAACAAAGGGAGGAGAUCGGCCUUGUUUUACCAGGAAAGCGGAGAAUUAAAAAGGCCGAGCCGUGUGCCCAGGAAUUCCAACCUUGAUAGUACACUCACAUGUAUGUCUGGCGAGGAAAAAACGCGAUUCAUCCGAUUUGUCAAGAGAAUGAUCACCUGGCGCCCUGAAGAUCGAAGUACAGCCAAAGAGCUCCUGGGCGAUCCAUGGCUCUACAAAGACUUUCCCCAAGAUGGUACUGUUGAGGGUAAUGGAUAUGGGAAUAGCAUUGAGUCAAAUUAGCAAGAGGCACAGUCAAAGCAAUGGCAUCACAAAUACACCAAAUCUGUACAUCAUUCGUUCGUUUAGCAUUGGAAGAGUCUCUACUGCUAACAUAUCGCUGCCCUCUGUCCUUUAUGUACUUUGCUCUCAUCAUCAUCAUACCGCCUCCUACUCGACGGCACAACAGCAGAUGGAUGCACGGCCCCCAUAGAAGCCGGUAUCCCCACAUACGCUGGGAUAUCCUCGCUCAGCUCGGGAAAGUGCUGGAAAAAGUCCGUCGACAUGGUCCAGGCGUUGAUGUCGCGGAUGCGCUGCUCGAACAGUGGCGAUAUGUGGUAUUUGCCCGUGUGCGCGUUGUGGUAGAAUGUGUCCUGGAAGGUGUCCGUCCAGAGGAUCUUUAGGUUGGAUUGGAGAAGCUCCCAGAAGGAGUUGUUGCAGUAUUGGUGUUGGGAGAAGAUGAGGCGCUCGCGGAGACCGGGCCUGCGGGUGGGGUUAGUUUUUGUGGUGGUGAGGCGGGUUCAAUUGAAUUGAGUUGGGACUUACCAGACGAAAAAGUCAAUGCCGUAUGAAUGCGGUAGCGCUUGCGAUGGUCUGUGAAUUUGUUAGCUUUUUUGGUCCAUUCGCGUGGAGGAUUAAUUGGCUUGUCGCACCUAUUCCAGUACCAUCGCGGUAAAGUCGCGCGUCUCUCUAUUGUAGGAUCGCCGUGAUACGUGAUCAAAAGAUGGCAUAUCCUCAAGACAGCCAAACGCUCUGUUUCUGCGCAAUUUGAAAAGCACAGCUCAUCCGCCCUUCGCAGCUUGCGCCACGUCGGCGUCAUCUUGCCCGCGCGCUCGACGCUAUCCCAGCCCUCGACCACGGCGCGCACGGGUAUGUCCUCCGCGUUGUACUCCUCGAUCGCGAUCUCCUCAGCCGAGAGCUUUGUGGGCUUGACGAGGACCUCGUUUAUGGCGCGCCAGAUGUUGGGCUUGACGUCGUGGUAGCCAGAGGCGCAGCUCGUCGGACUGGAGCAGUGGCAGAGCACGGGGGCCUUGGGGAUGAUGACGUCGUCCUCUUCGGGUGUUGGGGGAAGGUUUGGGAGGAGAGGCUGGAUGGGGAUGAAGCCGUUGCCGGCGGGAGGGAGGAUCGAGUUGUCGAAGGCCAUCGAGGUUGGGUAGUGCUCUGUCGUCACGGCGUAGUUCCAGCCGUCAUAGGAGAAGGGGUCGUGCGGGGGAGCAUGGUUGUGGUUGAUGGGGAGUUCUAGUAUUGUAGAGUUGCUUGUUUCUGAGGUUGCUCUUUGGGUCAUGAUUGGGACUAUUCGUUCGUUUGGUGUUGAUUGCGACUGUGAUUGUGAUUGUGAUUGUCCAGCAUAGGCUGGCGACUCGG